Messenger RNA from Octopus bimaculoides (California two-spot octopus), 3019 nucleotides. RefSeq lists its product as uncharacterized. The record is from RefSeq and is a predicted model, not a curated record. NCBI's taxonomy places the organism in Eukaryota, Metazoa, Mollusca, Cephalopoda, Octopoda, Octopodidae.
AGGGUGAUCAGCUCUUCCGAUGACGAAGUGGAGGGCGUGACAGUGCCCCCGUGACCCUACGGAAACUCAACAGGAAGAACGAUUACGAAACGGGGGAGAGGAGGAGUAAUCAUUAAAUGAGAGUGAAAGGUGGAGGAAGGGAAACGACCGGGAAGGAGGGAAUGUGACGUCACGAAAGCAACAGAAAUGCCACGAGAUAUAGUCGCGUAAGGAAGUGAAUGGGUAAAAGACGGAAUCUUCAUUACGUAGUCUGCGAGGAGGUCAGCUUGUCUGCUCGAAAUGGUGGCAGAGUGGAAUAUAUGAGUAAACUUCGUUAAAAUAAUCUGAUGAUAUUUUUUUCAAAAAAAUUGAAAGUGAAUUUGUUGACGGAAUGAAACAUCGAAAAAACACUGGAACGAAUCCAAACCAGUCAGUGAGAGCCAUCUGUUGGAGAAUUGAAGAAAUACAAUCAUGUAAAGGGAAAUAACUUCUACAACACUUAAACCAAGCACCAAAUUAAAUUAUUAGUUAGGGGCCGUUAAUUACCGGGCACUGACUUGCAGUUUAUGUCCGAAUGCGAAUAUCACGACAUGUUGAUGUGAAAGAAAUGCCUUCAUUCAAAUGUGCAUUUGAUAUUUUUACCAACUAAAGGAAGACAAUAUAUUUAUAAGUAGCAUUCAUCGAUAGAUCGACCUCUUUAUAUAAAUAUUCUCUCAUAAUGAAUAGUUUAACUAAACCAGAAAACCCUGAGACAAGUGAGAAACCAUAUUCUUGUGAUGUCUGCGGUAACUCGUUCUCUCGAAGGAGUUACUUGACUUGUCAUAUACGUACACAUACAGGAGAGAAGCCAUAUCGUUGUGAUAUCUGUGGUAAGCCAUUCUCACACAGGACUGCCUUAACCAAACACAAACGGACACAUACAGGGGAGAGGCCAUAUCAUUGUGAUAUCUGUGGUAAAUCAUUCACUGAAAAUGGUUGCUUGACUAAACACAAACGCAUUCAUACAGGAGAGAAGCCAUAUCAUUGUGAUGUCUGUGAUAAAUCAUUCUCUCGUAAUAGUCAUUUGACUAAACACAAGCGUAUUCAUAGAGGAGAGAGACCAUAUCAUUGUGAUGUCUGUGGUGAAUCAUUUUCGGAAAGCAGUCACUUGACUCGGCACAUGCGUAUUCAUACAGGUGAGAAGCCAUAUCACUGUGAGAUCUGUGGUAAAUCAUUCUCUAUAAGCAGUAACUUAAUUAAACACCAUCGCAUUCAUACAGGUGAGAAGCCAUAUCAUUGUGAAAUCUGUGGUAAAUCAUUCGCUAUAAAUAGUCAUUUGACUAGUCACAAACGCAUUCAUACUGGGGAAAAACCAUUUCACUGUGAUACCUGUGGUAAAUCAUUUUCUGAAAAUAGCACUUUAACCAAUCACAAACGUGUUCAUACAGGUGAGAAACCAUAUCACUGUGAUUUCUGUGGUAAAUCAUUCUCUUGUAACAGUCACUUGUCUAGUCACAAAUGUGUUCAUACUGGAGUAAACCCAUAUCAGUAUGAUAUCUGCGAUAAAUCAUUCUCUCAAAUUAAUCCCUUGAAUAAUCACAAAACUACACAUACAGGAGAGAAGCCAUAUUGUUGUGAUAUCUGUGAUAAAUCAUUCUCUGAAAAUAGUAAUUUGGCUAAACACAAAUGCUUUCAAAAUGGGGAAAAACGAUAUCACUGUGAUAUAUGUGAUAAAUCAUUCACUGCAAACAGUCGGUUGACUAAACACAAGCGAGUUCAUACAGGAGAGAAGCCAUAUCAUUGUGAUAUCUGUGGUAAAUCAUUUUCUGAAGGUGGUAACUUGAAAAGGCACAAAUAUAUUCAUACAGGUGAGAGGCCAUAUUGCGAUAAAUCAUUCACUGAAAAUGGUGAUGUAACUAAGCGCAAAUGUUUUCUUACAGGCAAGAAAACUUAUAGCUGUGGAAUAUGCGGCAGAUCAUUCUCUGAAAAUGAUAAUUUUACUGAACACAAAUGCUUUCAUACUGGGGAAAAAGUAUACGAUUGUGAUACCUGUGGUAAAUCAUUUUCUAAUGCCAGUUACUUGAAAAGGCACAGACGUAUUCAUACAGGUGAGAAGCCAUAUCAUUGUGAUAUUUGUGGUAAAUCAUUCUCUGAAAAUAGUAAUUUUUCUAAACACAAACGCAUUCAUACUGGGGAAAGACCGUAUCACUGUGAUAUCUGUGGUAAAUCAUUCUCUGAAAGAGGUGAGUUGAAUAAACACAAGCGUAUUCAUACAGGAGAGAAACCAUAUCAUUGCGAUAUCUGUGGUAGAUCAUUUUCUGAUGCCGGUAACUUGAAAAGGCACAAGCUUAUUCAUACAGGUGAGAAGCCAUAUCUUUGCAAUGUCUGUGGUAAAUCAUUCACUAAAAAUGGUGAUUUUACUAAACACAAAUGCAUUCAUACUAGCGAAAAACGAUAUGACUGUGAUACCUGUGGUAAAUCAUUUUCUAAUUCCAGUUACUUGAAAAGGCAUAAACGAAUUCACACAGGAGAGAAGCCAUAUCAUUGUGAUAUCUGUGGUAAAUCAUUCUCCGAAAACAGUAAUUUUACAAAACACAAACGCAUUCAUACCGGGGAAAGACCACAUGAAUGUGAUACCUGUGGCAAAUCAUUCUCUGAAAGAGGUGAGUUAAUUAAACAUAAGCGCAUUCAUACAGGUGAAAAACCAUAUCAUUGUGACACCUGUGGUAAAUCAUUCUCUCAAAAAAGUCACUUAAAUACACAUCUGAGUAUUCACACACAAGUAUAACUGUAUCAGUUUUAAAAUUUAUUACGACAACAGUUAUGACCAUUUUGUCUGUUAAAAGACGGUUUUUUUCCCUCUUCAAAUUUGACGUUGUCAACUUCAAUUAAAUCAGUGUCAACAUGAAAUUCAUCAACUUCAAUAUCGUAUAUAUAUAUAUAUGUAAAUUUAUAAGCUCAGUGAUGACUUUAAUUGCUGAAGAUGGUUGUGCUGGAUUUUUGAGGAGUUUGUUUUGAGAGAAUAAAGAAAUAGGAAUAACGAAUAAAAGAUUAAAUUGUU